CAACAAAAAAAAUUUUUUAUUUAAAUUAAAAAAUUUUAAUUUUACUGGUUCAUUAACAUCACCAAUAUUUAAUUAUAACAAAUAUUUUUCAAAUAAUAAUAUAUAUAUAAAUAAUACAAAUAAUAGUUUAGUUUAUAAAAAGAAUUUUUUUUCAUCCCUAAAGACAAAUAUGAGUGAUAUUACACCAGAAAUUAUUGAAAGCCAUACAGUUUCAAGAGAAACACCUGUUUAUAAGUUAGAUGCCACUGAAGCAUUUAAGAAAUUAACAGAAAAAGAAAAAUUAUAUUCCCAUUACCUCAGCCAAGCAUGUUGGUGGGGUUCAAAGAUUUGUCUUGGUCAAACCUCAGUAGAGUCAGCUCCAAUCUUCCAUCUCCUCCAAAAUAUUUUCUCAUUAUCAACUUUCAAAGCUUUAAGAGAAAAACUUGUUCCAUCAGUUGUCUCUGAAGUCGAAUAUAAUGAUCUUUUGUUAUAUGCUGCCACAUUUUAUGGUAAUAUGGGUAACUACUUAUCAUUUGGUGAUAGUAAAUUUAUUCCAAGAAUUCCAAAAGAGAAAUUUGAAAAAAUUAUUAAAACUAUUAAUAAUGAAACAAUUAGUAAAUAUUGGAGCCAAUGUGGUGAAUUAAUGUAUUCAUUAGAAAAAAACCAAAGAGAGCUUGGUGUUGAUGGUAAUGGUAUUUCAACUUACUAUUCACCAAAUAUUACCAAAGUUGAAAUUGAAAAAGUUCAAAAGUUUUUAGAUUCAAUCCAUCUCAGCCCAUACAACACUCGUUUAUUCAAAGUUUCUGAAAACAAUUACAAUGUUUUAGUUGCUAGUGUUAAUACAAUCCCAGUUAAAAGUCAUCAAUAUGAAGGUUAUACAAUUAAUAUUGUAUAUGGUGACUGGAGCAAAGAUCUUGCAAGAGUUGCUGAUAACAUGAGAAAAGCUAUUCCAUAUGCCGCCAAUGAUAACCAAGUAAAUAUGUUAAAGAAAUAUGUUGAACACUUUGAAGAUGGUUCAAUUGAAGUUUUCAAAGAUUCACAAAGAUGGUGGAUUAAAGAUUUACAACCAACUGUCGAAACCAAUAUUGGCUUUAUUGAAACUUAUAGAGAUCCAGCUGGUGUUAGAGGUGAAUUUGAAGGUUUUGUUGCUAUGGUUAAUAAAGAAAUGAGUCAAAAAUUAACCACUUUAAUUGACAAAGCUGAAUAUUUCCUUGCUAAAUAUCCAUGGCCAAAAGAAUUUGAAAAAGCUAAAUUUAACAGACCAGAUUUUACAAGUUUAGAGGUUUUAACUUUUGCUUCAUCAGGUGUACCAGCUGGUAUUAAUAUUCCAAACGAUAUGGGUAUUCGUCAAAACGAAGGUUUUAAGAAUGUUAGUUUAGGUAAUGUUAUUUCAGCCAGAAAAGAUGAAUAUGUUACUUUUAUUCCAGAUGAAGAUCAAAAGAUGUACAAUAAAUUACAAAAUGAUGCAUUUGAAGUCCAAGUUGCUAUUCACGAAUUAUUAGGUCAUGGUUCAGGUAGAAUUUUCCACAAGAAUGCUGAUGGUACCUACGAUUUUGAUACAUCAAUUAUUAAUCCAAUUACCGGCAAACCAAUUGAUUUAGACCAUGAAGUUUAUAAAACUGGUGAAACUUAUGAUAGUGUUUUCAAAUCAUUAGGUUCAAGUUGGGAAGAAUGUCGUGCCGAAUGUUGUGGUAUGUACUUAUCACCAGAUUUAUCACUCUUAGAAUUAUUUGGUUUCAAGGGUCAAGAAGCUGAAGAUGUAUAUUACAUUAAUUGGUUAAUUAUGGCCAGAGCUGGUAUUUGUGCUUUAGAAUUUUAUACACCAGAAUUAAAGAAAUGGAGACAAGCUCAUAUGCAAGGUCGUUUCGCCAUUCUCCAAGUUUUCCUUCGUUCAGGUCUUGUUAAACUCGAAGUUACCGAUGAUAAUGUCCUCGUUCGUCUCGAUAGAGCUCAAAUUAGAUCAAAAGGUUUACCAGGUGUCGGUGAAUUCUUAAAGAUCUUAAAUAUUUACAAAGCAACCGCUAAUGUCAAAGCUGCCACAGCCUUAUUUGAUGAUUACACCAGUGUUGAUGCUCAAUUUAUCAAGAUUAGAGAUAUUGUUUUAGCCAAAAAGAAACCAAGAAGAGUCUUUGUUCAAUCACAUACUCAUUUAAAUGUCAACAACCAAGUUUACAUUCAAGAUUUCGCUGAUAAUGCUGAGGGUGUUAUCGAGUCAAUGAUUACUCGUUUCGGUACUGAAGAAUAGAUUGUUUUAUUAAAUCAUAAAAAAAUAAUAUUAAAUAAAUAAUAUUUUUUUUAUAUAUAAUAU
This is a messenger RNA of Dictyostelium purpureum, 2287 nucleotides long. RefSeq lists its product as uncharacterized. Gene Ontology annotation, biological process: proteolysis. Gene Ontology annotation, molecular function: dipeptidyl-peptidase activity; metalloexopeptidase activity. Lineage: Eukaryota; Evosea; Eumycetozoa; Dictyosteliales; Dictyosteliaceae. The coding region runs from base 170 to 2224 and encodes 684 amino acids. Gene Ontology annotation, cellular component: cytoplasm. The record is from RefSeq and is a predicted model, not a curated record. The transcript is spliced from 5 exons.